This is a messenger RNA of Candidozyma auris, 567 nucleotides long. RefSeq lists its product as uncharacterized. The record is from RefSeq and is a predicted model, not a curated record. The coding region runs from base 1 to 567 and encodes 188 amino acids. The transcript has a single exon. Gene Ontology annotation, molecular function: metal ion binding. Lineage: Eukaryota; Fungi; Ascomycota; Pichiomycetes; Serinales; Metschnikowiaceae.
AUGGUGACCACUCCAUCGCCGCCUAAUGAACAAGCAAAAGAGCUGACUGAGGAUAAAGAUUCGCUGCCUGAAGAGUCCAUUGCAUCGAGAGCUCCAGGUGAGCCAUUAUUCAUAGAGGGAACGAACAUUCUGCUACAAACUGAAGAGGACAUCGCUAAGUGGAUCGAGGAGAGGAGAAAGAACUGGCCUACAAGGAAGAACAUAGAGGCCAAGCUCAGCCAACAACAUGAAACUGAGCAGGACAGUAAACACGCUCCCCCCCAGAAGAAGGAACAAAAUGUGUGUAAGUUCUUUUCGAGAAACAGAAGAUGCAGAUUUGGCAACAAAUGCAAAAACCUACAUGAAGCAUCAAAUCGGCCUCAAAUGAACCAGAAUGCAAAUGUCAAGACAAUAAAUGGGAUUGAGGUGGCCAUACCUCAACGUUACAAGAGCAAUGCAGACAAAAAUAAAUCCUUCUUUAAAAUGCUCGUACAAAAAGAUCUCUACGAGCACGAGAACGAUAAGGUUCUCGACUUCCUCUUAUACCUCGAUUCACAGGGGAUGAUUGAUCAUGACGUGAACGUCUAG